GUCAAGCUAGGGCUGACGUCCCUUACGGUAGUGACGUAAUGCAGGCGGAAGGACGGCAGGCGUGGUUCGCGUUAUACGCCCGUGCGGCGCAGGCGCACGCACGUGAGUCCGGUGCUUUGGGAAGUGUUGACGGCCGACGGAGUCGCGGCGGUGAAUCCAUCGGUCACGUGGUCUCCGCAGGGCUCUUCUGCACAGGAUUUUCAAGAUGGCUGUAGCCCCUCAGGCACCAAAGAGGGGAUCUAUCCGGAAGACUAGACCUCUGGUUGUAAAGACCUCACUCAACAACCCAUAUGUUAUUUCCUGGAGCACCUUGGAGAGAGAGGACAUAUGCUUUAUAUUACAGACAGUUGAGGACAAGUUUAAGUCAAUUGGACUUCAGAAAAUUGAAGAUAAGAAAAGGAAAAGAACACCUCUUGUAAAAAAGCAAAGAUGCAGCUCAGAUGUUGAAAUUAGUGAGGCUCCAAAAGAGACGGAGCCCGAAGGGGAUCUGAAGGUGUCAGGGUGGACACCUGCACACGUCAGAAAACAGCUGGCCAUUGGCGUUAAUGAAGUCACCAGAGCCCUGGAGAGGAACGAACUGCUCCUGGUUCUAGUGUGUAAGUCGGCUAAGCCUGCCAUGAUCACCUCACACAUGAUCCAGCUGAGUUUAAGCAGAACUGUUCCUGCCUGUCAGGUUCCUCAGCUCAGCCAGAGACUUGCUCCUGCCAUUGGCUUAAAAUGUGUGCUGGCCUUGGGCUUCAGAAAGGACACCGUGGACUUUGCUGAUGAAGUAAAAGCCAUCAUUCCUAGGGUGCCCGGCUUAAAUGUGCCAUGGCUUCAACACAGAACCCAAGAUCCCAAAGACAGUUUAGAGACUGAAUCUUUGGAAAGCCACGACAGAGAGAUUUUGGACACUUCCUUUGAUGACCUUACAAAACUUAGUAAGAGGAAGGCUGCUGAGGGUAGGCAGGCUUCAGCUGCAGCAUUACAACCCCUUAAAAUAAAGAAACUCAUCCCCAACCCUAGUAAGAUAAGGAAACCGCCCAAAAGUAAAAAAUGCAUUUCAAAGUAGUUUUUAUAUGAACUUGUCAGUUCAAGGAAGGGUAUGGUCUAAAU
Messenger RNA from Acomys russatus (golden spiny mouse), 1095 nucleotides. It is a transcript of the gene Rpp38, whose product is annotated as ribonuclease P/MRP subunit p38. Gene Ontology annotation, cellular component: fibrillar center; ribonuclease MRP complex; nucleolar ribonuclease P complex. Lineage: Eukaryota; Metazoa; Chordata; Mammalia; Rodentia; Muridae. Gene Ontology annotation, molecular function: ribonuclease P activity; ribonuclease P RNA binding. Bases 206 to 1051 code for a protein of 281 amino acids. Gene Ontology annotation, biological process: tRNA 5'-leader removal. The transcript is spliced from 2 exons. The record is from RefSeq and is a predicted model, not a curated record.